Messenger RNA from Dunckerocampus dactyliophorus (ringed pipefish), 3253 nucleotides. RefSeq names its product RAB24, member RAS oncogene family (gene rab24). Gene Ontology annotation, molecular function: GTP binding; GTPase activity. The transcript is spliced from 5 exons. Bases 1594 to 2262 code for a protein of 222 amino acids. NCBI's taxonomy places the organism in Eukaryota, Metazoa, Chordata, Actinopteri, Syngnathiformes, Syngnathidae. The record is from RefSeq and is a predicted model, not a curated record.
CGUCUCAAGAAGCCUUUCCCUCAACAUUCACUAAUAUUGUGUUAUGAGGUGUAUAUGUUUUACUGGCAGUAAUAGCUACAACAUUAGCCACCAUGAGCCCUAGGCUGGAGAUAUUAGCCACCAUGAGCACUAGGCUGGAGAUAUUAGCCACCAUUAGCACUAGGCUGGAGAUAUUAGCCACCAUUAGCACUAGGCUGGAGAUGUUAGCCACCAUUAGCACUAGGCUGGAGAUAUUAGCCACCAUGAGCACUAGGCUGGAGAUAUUAGCCACCAUGAGCACUCGGCUGGAGAUAUUAGCCACCAUGAGCACUAGGCUGGAGAUAUUAGCCACCAUGAGCACUCGGCUGGAGAUAUUAGCCACCAUUAGCACUAGGCUGGAGAUAUUAGCCACCAUGGGCACUAGGCUGGAGAUAUUAGCCACCAUGAGCACUAGGCUGGAGAUAUUAGCCACCAUGAGCACUAGGCUGGAGAUAUUAGCCACCAUGAGCACUAGGCUGGAGAUAUUAGCCACCAUUAGCACUAGGCUGGAGAUAUUAGCCACCAUGGGCACUAGGCUGGAGAUAUUAGUCACCAUGAGCACUAACCUGGAGAUAUUAGCAGGAGAAAUGUGAACUAACUUACUGCCACCUUAGCAUGCUUUCCACGGUCGAACGUCUUGUGGGUUUUUUACUUUUUAUGUCCAUUUGUGGGGCAGUAACGAUUGUCCCACAAAGUUUGCUGAUCUGACGAGGCGAAUAGUGAAUGUGAACAAUAAAUGUAAUAAAAUAAUAAUAAUUUAAUAUAAUAAAAUAUAUAACAAACAGCAAUUCACUGAGAACUGGACCAUUACAGUUAAGAAAGCAUUAGAGUGAAGGAAAGGUUACGGGUAGGACUGUCGUCUGGUGUCAACGUCACUUGCCCAUCCUCGUCCAGACUCUGAAGGACUGCCAACAUUUUUUUUAAAUGGUAAAUAUUAUUCGAGUUCACAACAUGGAUGUUGGGUAUCGUUUUAUCCACGAUGUAGUGACAGGUUCACUCAGUGAAGCGUUUUAAACCCAACAUUACUUUCCAUUGACAGCGACGGGCUCUUUUCUCUUCUAGAUGAUGACUUUUGCCGUCCCGUGGGAGUUUCCCGCGUGAUGGCGCUGCAUAUGCGCGAUGAGGUUCGUCUUAUUAAACUUUUGUGCCACCAUGGGAAACUUGUGCACGACAAGUUUUGCAAUGAGCUGCAACGUCUUUUUACUGCCACACGGCUGACGUCACUCCUGGGGCCCACUGCACAAAACUAGGAUUAGGGAUUAAGCCGGGAUAUGUUGGUUAUCCUGGCUCAAUUUACCCGUGAUCUGGUUGCACAAAAGUGGGAUAGUGGAAAGUGGAAUAUGUUCUGACAUAAAUUCCCAUGGAGAUAUAUUCUGUGGCAUUAGCCUUCUCCAGACCAGGCUAAAGUCCAGAAUCUAUUUAAUCUCAUCCCUUAUCGCAAGCGGUAGUCACCAUAAAUGGAAAGCAAUAAUUAUUCCCCUGCCCACUAAACAUUAUCAUCACAUUCAUCCACACCCACUGUCAUUAUUUAAACAUUUGUCAUCAUUCAUUGAAUUCAUUGUAGAUAUAUAUUAGAUGGUGUUGCAAUCAUUAGAUUGUUUAUUAAAUCAUUUACACAUACUUUAUAUAAAAUACACAUCCCAUAUAAAUACAAAUACACAUCUACAAGAUAAGACUUGUACGGUGUGUGUGUGUGAUAGAGUUACAAUAUCACUCACAUUUGCAGUCAAUUUCACCUACAAUUUAAACGGAUUCAUAAUCACAGUGCGAGUGAUGUUGGAGGGGUUAAUUGUUGGUGAAUGUGGAUGUAUGAAACAUUACCCGAAGCCUCAGUGCUCAAGGAGAAACGGGAAGAUUUCUCGACUAUGUCUAAUCUAUGCUUCUGGAUUUGUAGACCUGACGGACAGCAGCAGCUUCCAGCGUGCGCGUUUCUGGGUGAAAGAGCUGCAGAACUGCGAGGAGCACUGUAAGAUCUACCUGUGCGGCACCAAGAACGACCUGGUUCAAGCAGACCGGAGUCUGCGUCAGAUCGACUACCACGACGCACAGGACUUUGCUGAAGAGAUUGGCGCGCAGCAUUUUGAGACCUCCAGCAAAACAGGAAACAAUGUUGAUGACUUGUUCCAAAAAGUGGCUGAGGACUACAACAACGCCGCAUUUCAGUACAUGACAGCAGAAGAAACGGGCGUCGACUUGGGCCAAAAGAAAGACUCGUACUUCUACGUGUGCUGCAACAGCAACUGAUGAUGAUGGUUGACGACAGGGAAGACGAACACGCUGGCUGGGAAGUGGGAAAAGACACUAAGUGGUUGUGUGGCGUGAAGAACUGAACAUCUAGAUUGGUCCUCAUCAUUGCUGCACCGAGCUGGACCUUCAAGAUGGACAACUGACCUGCUGAGACUUGUUUUGUUUUAGGAUCCAUGUACAAAAAACCUGUUAAUUUCACUCCAAAAUCCCCUUUUUUUUUUUUUUUUUGAGUGUGUGGUUUGAAGCCAGAGAGCCCUGCAUGGCCUGGUGGUCCACAGUAAUGGAUGCUGUGCCUGUUGGUGUGUCUGUGCAUCACAUGAUCCUGUCAUCUACUCGCACGGAUGUGGGGGGGAGAGAGACUCAGUUUUCCUCCAUUUUUCAGUCCACAUGUUGAGUUUUUUUUUUUUUUUCUUUUUUCCUCUUUUUGUGCUGGUUCCCAAACCUUGAAAGAUUUCCUCAAGACAGAAGUCUUUCGGCACAAACGGUCAUCACCUCAGAAGCUGUCUUCAACAUUUGGUUGCACUUAUUUAUUGUUGCCUUUUUUUCCAAAAUACCAGAUGACUCUUUUGCCCCUCAAAUAACUGCUUGAAUGUUUUUUUUUUAAAAUGAAAUUGAAUAGUGCUGACAAACUUCACAUUAUAACAAGAAUGUUCUCCUUGCUUUUGUAUUGAGUCAUCCUCAGCACAAAAAAGCUGUCAGAAUAAAGUGGAAAUGUGUGCUUUUGUGUAAUCAUCACAAAAUGUGGCUUAAAUAUAUUUUUUUGCUACUCUAACAUCUCCACCUUGACUGUUUAAACUGUGAAAUAAAAGGCUCUCCGUGACAAAGCGGUAAAACAUUUCCACACCUCAACGGGAAGUACAGCAAUGCCUUUUACCCUUGAAGUUUUUUUUAUUUUUAUUUUUUUUAGUUUAGCUUCGCCUGACUUGUGGCGCAUUCGAGGCCACUGGGAUAGCAAGGUUCUUUUUUUUUUAAACCAGCUGAAAAUACA